Molecule: messenger RNA, 2645 nt
Organism: Gordionus sp. m RMFG-2023
Lineage: Eukaryota; Metazoa; Nematomorpha; Gordioida; Chordodea; Parachordodidae
Exons: 11
Coding region: 108-2285 (725 amino acids)
Biological process (GO): positive regulation of proteasomal ubiquitin-dependent protein catabolic process; peptidyl-serine phosphorylation; endocytosis
Cellular component (GO): cytoplasm; nucleus
Molecular function (GO): protein serine/threonine kinase activity; ATP binding
Source: RefSeq, a predicted model, not a curated record
UUCGAUAGAGAUUGAAAAACUGACCCAAUAUAAAAAAAUUUAUAGCAUUUAUUAUAAUUUUAAUUCAGAAUGCGUUUUGUUAAAUAUAAUCAACCUUCAAUUUGAAAAUGGAAUUAAUAGUAGGAGAGCAAUAUCGUUUAGGACGAAAAAUUGGUAGUGGCUCAUUUGGCGAUAUAUAUUUAGGCACAGAGGUUUAUACAAAUCAAGAGGUUGCCAUCAAAUUAGAACAUACUGCAAGCAAACAUCCACAACUUCAUAUUGAAAGCAAAUUUUAUCGUUAUAUGAGAGGAGCAACCGGAAUACCUUCUUUGUUUUGGUGUGGGCAAGAAGGAGAGUACAAUGUUAUGGUUUUGGAAUUAUUGGGGCCCAGCUUGGAAGAUUUGUUCAACUAUUGCUCAAGAAAAUUUUCACUCAAAACUGUACUUUUAUUGGCUGAUCAAUUGAUUGAUAGAGUUCAAACGAUGCACGAUCGCCAUUUCAUCCACCGAGACCUUAAACCCGAUAACUUUUUGAUGGGAUUUGGGAAAAAGGGGAACAUCGUUCAUUUGAUCGACUUUGGUUUGGCCAAAAAAUAUUUCGACAGAACGAGGCAUAUCCCUUAUAGGGACGAUAAGAAUCUCACGGGCACAGCUAGGUAUGCCAGCGUAAAUACUCACCUGGGAAUAGAACAAAGUCGAAGAGAUGAUAUGGAAUCUCUAGGUUACGUGCUACUUUACUUCAUCAAAGGUUUCUUACCUUGGCAGGGCCUAAAAGCGGUCAACAAACGACAAAAAUACGAGAUGAUUAUGGAGAAAAAAAUUUCUACCAAUAUCGUCGAAUUGUGCAAUGAAUUACCAAAAGAAUUUUUCAACUACGUAAAUUACUGUCGUCAUUUACACUUCGAGGAGAUGCCCGAUUACCUGUACCUAAAAAAAAUGUUUCGGACUCUGGGCCACUCCAAAAAAUACAAAUAUGAUUAUUUGUUCGAUUGGAACGUGAAAAAGAUGAAGAAAGUUGCCGAUAAGAAAGUAUUUUACCGUUGCGUAUCGCCCACCAAAUAUUUACCGACUCUCGACAGCAUCGAACUGCAUAUGAAUAACAACGCCAAUGAGGGGAAAGAUGUGGACGAAUCAGGGGACAAAGAAAGGAUAAAAGUGCAGGGUGGUGUCGAGGAUACAAAUAAUUUCGGCCCAAGAAGAACUCACAAAGUUCAUAAACACAAACACAACCGUCAUCAUUACGAUUACGAUCACGAAAAAAUUAUCAAUUACUCAUCAAAUCCGAUUGUGGACGUUGAAAAUCAACCUUGUCCUGAUGAUCACCAAUGUCAAAAAUCUACCGGAAAUAUUAAAAAACAACAUCGUCAUCAUAUAAUUACCGACCUAUUAACGAAACCGGAAGAAAUUGAAAGCUUUAAGCCCUCGGUUAUCCACAUUCCCGAGAAUCCAAACAUGUUGAUUGACUCGAGCAAUGUGACAACUAACAAUGGUAGCAAGGUGACGUUCUUGCCUUCAAUUAGACUCAGCAACGCCGAAAAUAAAAAUGAUAUAGGCUCCCCAGACAUCCUUAAAACGCACAAAAAAAUUGCACCAGAACACCCAGAUACCAGCCAUUAUUCUACAAAAACAAACGAUAUAGAAGAAAAUUCUUCUAAUUUCAACAUGGAACAUGCGGACCUCAACCACAUGCGCAAACAUGAUGGAGAAUAUUUGUCGAAAUUGGCUUACCACAACCAUCACCAUAACAACGCUCAUCAAAAAAUAUUUCAUAAAAAGCAUAUUACAAAUAAUGACAACCACUUUACUCUUAAACCUGACCAAACUGAGCUUUUCUCUACUACGGCUCUUCUCAAUGGUGGUUUAGAACGACAUUCUCACGAUCCAAAUUAUCGUAAACCCCAUCGUCACCAUCAUAUUAUGACAGUCACCACGCCCAUUCAUUUCAACAAAUCAUCGAAUAUUAUUACUAGCUCUCCCUCGAUUACUUUAACUAAUACAGUAACCACGGACACAAUUAUUAAUAAUAUAAAAAAUACACCUAGUUCAUCUACUACAAAUUUUGCUGGCACCCCAAGUCGUUCGGCUCACAGAUCUAUAAUCAUUUCUUCUACCAAUUCCGUUUCAUCACAUCUUUCCGAUUCUUCUAAAAAUGACGCUAAUGCAGCACUUUCUAAAGAGGAGGGCGAAAAUAUAGGGGAAGAUAAUGAAGGAGCUUUGAAUGAAGAAAGGAUACAAGAAAUAUCGGAAGAUAAAAUUGAGGAUGACGCUAAUCUCUCUGAUUGGCUUAGUAGGGCAAAAUUGAAAUGAAAUAAUAACAGAAGUGACGGGGACAACUGUCUGCCAAAAUAAUAAAAGGUGGAUUAAACUGAGAUGAAUUAAGCCGUAUUUUAAUUUAGAUUGUUAUCAAGAAGUCGUUGGUAAAUUUAAAUUAAUUAUACAUAUAAUUUUUGCUCCUUAAUGAUUUUGUGAUCGCGAAUUUGUAAUUUUCUCUAUACUAUGUUUAUUUUUAGGAAGUAGAUUUAUAAGAAAUUAAUAUUGUUACCAUAUAAAUUAUAUUACUGUGAUUGCGACAUUGAAAUUAUUUUAUGAACGAGUAUUCAUGUUUUUAAAAAAAUACUGCCUCUAAUCGUUCUUCUACUUAUAUAUUAAAUAUGCAUACUUUUUAUG